Molecule: messenger RNA, 6617 nt
Organism: Pantherophis guttatus
Lineage: Eukaryota; Metazoa; Chordata; Lepidosauria; Squamata; Colubridae
Gene: PHACTR1
Product: phosphatase and actin regulator 1
Biological process (GO): stress fiber assembly; cell motility
Molecular function (GO): actin binding
Source: RefSeq, a predicted model, not a curated record
AGAGAGAGACUCUGCAUUUCAUUUUAGAAAAUGCCAUUUAUAAUUGCUCACACUGUUACUUGGCUCAGAAGAUGAGUUGCGUUGCUUGAAAUCACACAGCAUAUUUCGUCCUGAUUAACAAAUACUCCAAAACCUUUUCAGGAACAGUGGAGAAGACAGACGGGAUAAUUUUUUUAAAAAAUGUAAAUAAAAUGGAAAGGAUAGCAGGAAAGAGAUAGACGAGCCAGUAAUAUAAAGCUUCUCUUCCUGAUCCCCCACCCACCCCUUAAUUUUCUUUAAUUAGCAGACAAACAUAUUCUGAGAACAGGGGCUCUUUCAUCUCAUCUCUGGGCAAAGGACUACCAAAUUCAGGUAGCAGGUUGAGAGAAGCCACUUGCUGGAAUUGAGAGAGGAUUUAAAAGAAUCCUACAACAGAGACCGACCGCUUAGCUUUACUCGAUGGUAUAUAGGACGAUUCAGCAAAGGACGUGAUAUUGGAAACUGGCUAUAUCAAUUUGGGCAGCUGAAUAACUGACCGCGAAAUCCUCCAAGAUGGAUAGUCCAUUCAAGAUGGAUUAUCUGCUGGAUGUCGAUGCUGCUUACCGGCUGUUUUACAGUCAAGGAGCUCAAGCUCGCCGGGCGACCCUGCUCACCGUACCCACAUUAAUGGCGGCUUCUUCCGAAGAGGACAUAGACAGGAGACCCAUCCGGAGAGUUCGGUCCAAGAGUGACACGCCUUACCUAGCCGAGGCCAGGAUCUCCUUCAAUCUCGAAGCAGCUGAGGAAGUGGAGAGACUGGCUGCAAUGCGUUCAGACUCAUUGGUUCCAGGGACACACACCCCUCCUAUAAGGAGGAGAAGUAAGUUUGCCAAUCUAGGAAGACUUUUCAAGCCAUGGAAAUGGAGGAAGAAGAAGAGUGAAAAGUUCAAGCACACAUCAGCAGCACUUGAAAGAAAAAUAUCAAUGAGGCAAAGCAGAGAGGAACUUAUCAAGAGAGGAGUUCUGAAGGAAAUAUUUGAUAAAGAUGGAGAGCUUUCUAUACAGAAUGAAGAGGGAUCAUUGGAGAAUGGACAGGCGUUGAGUUCCAGCCAAGUAUCACUGCAAGCCCUAUCUGAACUGGAGCCAUGUUCAAUAUCUGGGGAUUCCUGUAGUUAUGAAGUACUUCAGAAUCCAGAGGUCAUGGAUGGAACAGUGUCUGAAGAGAGUCCCACGUCCAGUGAAUCUGGAAUCCACCUCCCUCAAGAACCUACAUCUAAACCAGUCUUGCUACUCCCCCCUAAAAAAUCUGCUGCUUUCUCUGGAGAUCAUGAAGACACCCCAGUGAAGCAGCUUUCCCUCCUCAAACAACCCCCUGCCCUGCCUCCUAAGCCCAUUACCAAGAUUGCCAACCAUUUAGCUGAUCCUGGUGCUCCGAUGAAGCUGCCUUGUAUGCCAGUCAAGCUAUCACCUCCGCUACCUCCAAAGAAAGUCAUGAUUUGCAUGCCUUUAGGGGGACCCGAUCUCUCCCUCACAUCCUAUUCCACACAGAAGAACUCCCAACAAUCAUUGACUUCGCAUCAUCACACAGUCCUACCAUCACAGUUAGCAGCGCACCAGCAUCAGUACGGCAGCCACAGCCCACAUAUGCCUUCUGGAUCCAGCACGUUACCCAUGCACCCUUCAGGAUGUCGCAUGAUCGAAGAGUUGAAUAAAACACUGUCCAUGACCAUGCAGCGGCUAGAAAGCUCCAGUUUACAUGGCGGUGACAGCCACUCAAAAACUGGACCUGGAGGCCUUGCAGACAUGAGACAAGUGCCAACUGUUGUGAUUGAAUGUGAUGACAAUAAAGAAAAUGUGCCUCAUGAAUCUGACUUUGGCGAUUCUUCAUGCCUCUAUGCAAGAGAAGAAGAUGAUGAGGAGGAAGAAGAGGAAGAUGAUGACAGCUCGUUAUAUUCAAGCUCCCUAGCAAUGAAAGUUUGCAGGAAAGAUUCUUUAGCUAUCAAGUUGAGCAACAGGCCAUCCAAGCGUGAGCUGGAAGAGAAGAAUAUCCUCCCCGUGCAGACAGAUGAGGAGCGGCUGGAGCUCAGGCAGCAGAUUGGCACCAAACUGACAAGGCGGCUGAGCCAGAGACCGACUGCUGAAGAAUUAGAGCAGAGGAAUAUUCUCAAACCACGGAAUGAGCAAGAGGAACAGGAAGAAAAACGAGAAAUCAAGAGAAGAUUAACCCGCAAGCUAAGUCAAAGGCCUACAGUUGAAGAGUUGAGAGAGAGGAAAAUUCUCAUUCGUUUUAGUGAUUACGUAGAAGUGGCAGAUGCUCAGGAUUAUGACAGACGGGCAGAUAAACCAUGGACCAGGCUAACAGCUGCUGACAAAGCAGCAAUUCGCAAAGAGCUAAAUGAAUUUAAGAGCACUGAAAUGGAAGUUCAUGAAUUAAGCAGGCAUUUAACAAGGUUUCACAGACCAUAGGAACUGAAUAUGCUGCCAUCUUGAGAACGUAAUGGAAAAGAACCAUAAGUGCUGAUGUCAUUCAUUUCUCUGUUACGUACAGUGGUAAAUCUUCUGAACUGCCUUUCUAAAACCUAUAAAAACAUGCAGGAAACGUGAGUUUUCUCAUCCUGGGAAUAACUUUCUCAUACAAUUUGUUGGCACAACAUUCAGCAACUGAGGCUAUCUUGGCAAGAAUCAUGCCUGGAGUUGGCACUUAUAUUUUAAAUGCUGCUGUGUGGAGUUCCCAAGCCAUUCAUUCACAUUAGUGGUCUUUGUUUGGAGCCCGUCAGUCCUCUUUCAUCUCUGAAGGAAGCUGAGACCCUUGGUAUUUGGCACUGACAGAAGCUCUGCUGGACACAGUCACUGUUCUGGAACAACAUUUCUACCAAGCAUUUCAUUCUGUGUGGAGCACCUUAGAACUUGAUGGGGUGAACUGGGGAAAUAGAAUCCACCUCAAAGGAUCCAUCUCACUUUGACUUUCCAAGCCCCACCACCCCCAGGAAGAUCUUCGGCUGACUGGUGGAUACUCUUGAUUUCUACAGGACCAAGAAGGAUUCUUCAUCAUCCAUUUCUCCUCUUCAAAUGAUUCUUUUGCUGCAAUGUUUGGAAGAGUCCGAGAUUGAAGAACUUUUCAUAGCAAGCUUAUUUUCUACAGUGGAACGUGUCAUACUGCCUUCUGCCCUGCUGACUAUUUCAUGUUUCAUAUGGUCCUGUGUAGCAGUUCGAUAGCCUAGCUUGUCCUGGCGUGGCCUGUCAGCUUUACAUAGGUUUUUCCAAUUCAUUAAUGUGCAAGACAGAAAAGGCACAAGUUAAAGAGAACCCUAAGGUUGACUUUAUGCUGUAUGCUUGGAUGUUGAUUUUUCUUUUCUUCUUUUAACAGGAGGGAUUUCUAUUCUUCAAAGUGCUUCUUGGUAUAACUAAAUAUGCUGUUGUGAAUGGCUGAGUCUUAAAUUGAGAACCAAAGCAUUUAGCAAAAGGCUAGAGAUGUGAUAUUGUUAUUAUUUAUUAUAUUUUAUAUUUUAUUUUAUUAUAUUAUUUCACGUUUAAGGUAUUGGUCUUCUCUUAAUAAGUUUAUCUUUGCACAUUGGAAAGAAUUAUGAAUCCACUGUAUCAAAACACUUUGGUGAUGUCUACUAACAUCUACAUCUAGUUCAGAUUAAACAUAUCUGAUUAUGCCUUUUAGGUAGAAACUUUGCCAUCUUGAACUUUUUGGCCAUCCAUACAAAUCACUAUAGAUAUGACAGCUUUAAUUCUCAGACCUUCGCUGGUAUAAGACUAUAAUCUGGGAUCCAAAUGUGGUUGUACUUAGAGGAGACCCGUUAUAGUGAAUAGAGUUUAAAUAGACAAUAACUUAAGUACUAUUGAUUUCAGUGGGUCUCCUCUAAGGUGAUGGCUACUUAAAUUCAGGUGAUUUUAGUGGGCUUCAUCUAUUUAGGAUUAAAUCAUGAGUGGUUGAUAAAUUUUCUUUUAGAAAACAUGUAUAUGGAAGCACAUUUUAAUGGGUGACUGCAAUGAUUCAGGUUCUUCUCUAAACUAAAACCUGAGUCACUGCAGUGCCCAUUACAAUCCUGAGUUCCAAUGAAUAGGUGAUUAAACUAGACUAAGAAAAUCCAUUUUUUCUUAUACAGUUUAGUUUUGUCUAGUUAUGUUACUCUGGGCAUAAGAAAAAAAGGAGAUGAAGUAAGAGUACUUUGUUUUUAGAUAAAAGUACAUGUAUUUUUUUUACUUAAAAAAUGCAAAAAAAAAAAAAAAGAUUACGACACCACUAGUGGUCAGCAGAUGAAGUAGGUGGGCUUGUAGCUGGGUGAAUUGCUAGGACUGUGGAGAUGGGAGGGUAGUGAAAAUGUUAAUUAAUUUGCCUGGUUUGCACAGAGCAAAUCUAUGGCAAAUAAACUGUUUUUCAUACCUUGAAAACUGUCAUUUUAACAUAGCCAGUUUUCAUUUGUCAUAGUUUCAUAGCGUUAUGAAAUAAUGGAGACCUGCUUGCCCACCAUACCAGCCUUUCAGUCCACCAACCCUUGGGUGAAGCUCCUCCCCAUUGUUCAAAGACUUAUUCUUCCCACCACCACGGAUUAUCUUUUUUUCUUUCUUCCUUUUUGAGAAGAAUUAAUAGGUUACAGAACUGAUCCUCUCCGCACAUCUGAAUUUCCAGAUGACUUUAACUCCACUUUGCUCACAAUCCAGGUAGUUCCUGUCUCCUGCCUCUUUACCUAUGAAGAGUAAAAGACCAGGACCACACAUGAAGGUUCGACUGAACUGCUAAAAGCCCAUGCACAAGAAUCUUCUCAGCUAAUGGUCAGCACCUGUUUAGAGUUAGAUAAGGGUCAAUGACACUCAACGGAGGAUUGGACUUAGUUCAUUUGAACUAUGUAGAUUCUAGGCUGAUCCCCCUUUCACUCUGCCCCCAGCUACUGCCAUUCCUUCUCUUACAUCAUCUUCCAUAAAAGUGAAAGCAUUUUUGUCCAUGUUGAAGACACAAGGAAUAGUAACUCCUUUAUUUAUUUAUUUUUAUGCAGGUAAAUGGAUGGAAUCAAGAAAUAGGGCAAAACUAAUUCAUACAAUGGAACCAUAUGGUGUGUAGCUUAUCAAAACGGAGGGUUGUUUUGCUUUCUGCAUACAAAUCUUUUCAGGCUUUUGUGUGCAAAAUAUUUUAUUCCAAUCCUUACCAUCCAUACAAGUUUCAAAUCGUUGAAUUGGGCAAAACUCUUUGUCCAUUUUCAAAAAGUCGAAGUUAUCAGCUGAGGUCCCACCAACUCAAUGUUUAAAUAACUGAUUAUUCCCUAAAAAUUUUCUGGUGAAAAAUAGCUUAUUUUUGAAGAUUGAAUGGUGUUUGGUCUUUCUAAAGCAGAGUCAGCUGAAACACCAAGUAUACCCUACUGCUAUGCCAAAUUUAACUAUUUUCACCACUAAAAUCUAUGGAUAUGGGCAACAAGCUAUUUUUGUUGCCCUACUCCCAUUCGUUUCACCAGGGCUUGAGUAGGGUGUAUUUUAUUUACAGGGAGACGAGAAGUCUUUUUCCUAGCAUAUUGAGUUUAUUUCUAAGCCUUUGUUGUUCACAUGAAGCUCUCACAGACAUCUAUUUUCCACUCCUGGGGGAACUAUUUUCCCCCCUAAUCUUUAUGAAAGAAUGAUUGUAAAUCUUGCAAAAGGCACACAGGAUUGCAAGUUAGUCCUGCAUCCAACUUGAUUAGACAGCUUAAUUUAAUGGUUGCAGGACUAGAAAUGAGGAUUCCAGUUGCUCUCCAAGUUAUUCUGAAACCGGUACAUUUCCCAGGCCCUCUUCCCAUCAAAUGAAUGUACAUAGUUUUUGUCUUUGUAUAGGAGUGAAUGUGGUGACAGUCAAGACUGUGAUCUUCCAGUAUUGUAAUUUAACAGAUUAUGGCUGUAUGAAAAAACGAUGAUAAAAUGUAAAUAUCUAGAGAAAACACUAAAGUGAAUCUCUACAUCUAGAGUUUCAAUUUGUACAUACUGAAACUGCAUGGUAUUUAAAUUGUCUUGGAUGUAUGCAGUUUCUUUAAAAAAACGUUUCAAAGAAAAAAAUGUUCUGGUUUUCUUUCUUCUGUCUGUUACAUGUUCAGAGACGCUCAGGAAUCAAAAUUUGUUCUAGGAGCCACCAUAAAAAGACCCCACCAAUCAAUUUGGUCAUUGAUUUUGGAGAUUAAGCAAUCCCAUUUGCCUUUUUUACAUUUUAGGUUUUUUUUCAUUGUUUCCAGUUCUUCAGAAAUCAUAGCUAUGGUUUCAAUUCACUGGAAAAAAAUUGCAGUUAAUUAUUUUGUCAAAUUCUGCCAAGUCUUCUCUUUAAAUACUUUCUCUCAGCCCUGGACAGUUAUUGAUUGAAGAGUGUAUCACUGAAUUAAUUACACUCCACAAAGCAAGCCGUUCCAGCCUUAAUCUUUGUAUGCAAAACUGAGUGAUGAGUUUUCCACUAACAUUCACAUGGUAAUAUUUGAUUUCUGAGCAUUGUGGAAAAAAAACUAUGAGCUUUUUCUACACUAAUCUAAAAUAGAUUUGUUCAGGUGAAAACCUUUGCAGAACAUUAAAGAGAACAGCCUGCCUCUGAAGAAAGAUUUGAAUUUCACUAGUCUGGCACCUUAUUUUUAAAUAGCAAUUCACGCUUGAAACAGUGAGGACUCUUGCACUGCUGUGGAAGAAAAUAAAAUUUGAAGACGGGA